This is a messenger RNA of Spirodela intermedia, 2631 nucleotides long. The record is from the annotation of a GenBank genome assembly. Lineage: Eukaryota; Viridiplantae; Streptophyta; Magnoliopsida; Alismatales; Araceae.
AUGGAUGCCAAUGGAAGCGGGGAUGAUGGGCUGAUAGAGGAGCAUGUGGAUCUUGAGGACGACAGCAUCAAUUUCUGGGCAACGCUGGGCGUCAGCCCCCACGUCCAUGUUUCUGUCGGGGAGCAUGAAGCCCAGAUGCAGGAGCAUAUGGACCACUCCUCCCUGGAGGUGGUGGACACUAAUGCCCGGCGGGAUCUUUUCGAUACGGACGGCGACCACCGGCUGGAGCCCUACGUGGGCAUGGAGUUCGAAUCCGGGGAGGCGGCGAAGACCUUCUACAUCGCCUACGCCGGCCGCAUCGGGUUCUGCGUUCGCAUAGCCCGGUCGCGGCGCUCCAAAUGCAACGAGACGGUGAUCAUGCUCCGCUUCGUGUGCUCGCGGGAAGGCUGGAGCAGAGAGAAGCGCAUCGUCGAGGGGAAGAAGACGAGGAAGCGGGCGGCCUCCAUCCGGGAGGGCUGCAAGGCGAUGCUCGAGGUGAUCCGCAAGGGUGACGGCCGGUGGGUGGUCACCAAGCUGGUGAAGGAGCACAACCACGAGGUGGGGAUGCCGAGCAGGGUCCACUACAUCGCCACGGAAGGGGACGGCGCAAUGGAGCCGUAUCUGGGCAUGGAGUUCGACUCGCUGGAGACGGCGAGGACCUUCUACUACGCCUACGCAAGCCGCGUGGGCUUCGAGGCGCGCGUCCGCCAGUCCCGCCGCUCCCUGCACGACGAGACCCUGAAGAUGCUGAAGCUGGUCUGCUCCAAGCACCGAUACCACUCCGGCAGGGAGAGUUUCGAGGACGGCAAGCUGGGCCAGGGGCACCACCACCCGGAUCCCUCCUCCUGCAGGGACGGCUGCGACGCCCUGUUCGAGAUCAUCCGCAAGGACGGGGGGAAGUGGGUGGUCUCAAAGCUCAUCGUCGAUCACAGCCACCCGCUGGCGCCGGCCCCGCCGAGCCGGGUGAGGUGCGUCCGCUCGCAGGGGGAGAUCCUCGUCAUCGCCAAGAACUUCGCCGACACGCGCAACCUCCUGCUGAACCGCCAAGAGUCCCACUUCCCCAGGGAGGUCCGGUACAACGACCUGGGCCCCGAGGACGCCCAAGGUCUCCUGGAGUACUUCAAGAAGGCCCAGGCCGAGAGCCCCGCUUUCUUCUACUCCCUGCAGGUGGAGCACGGCUACAUGGUCAACAUCCUCUGGGCGGACGCCAAGGCCAGGAUGGCCUAUCACUACUUCGGCGACGCCGUCACCUUCGACACCUCCUCCGUGAACGACAAGAACAUGAUCCCCCUGGUGACCUUCGCCGGCGUGAACCACCACCUGCAGCCCGCCGUGUUCGGCUGCGCCCUGCUGGUGGACGACUCCGAGGCGUCCUUCGUCUGGCUGUUCGAGAACUGGUUGCUGGCCAUGUCCGGCCGCGCUCCGGUCUCCUUUGUGACCGAUCUCAACUCCUGCAUGGCGGCGGCGGUCUCCAAGGUGUUCCCCGGCACCCGCCACCGCUUCUGCAAGAGCAGCGUCAUCAGGAGGAUACAUGAGGAGCUCUCCGACGUGUGCGGCGCGCACGCCGGCUUCGGGGCGGACCUGAGCCGAUGCGUCGACGAGACCGAGUCCUGCGAGGCCUUCGACUCCUGCUGGGAGUCCCUCCUCGACAAGUACCAUCUCAGAGACAACGCCUACCUGCAGUCCCUGUACGACAUCCGCCACCACUGGGCCCCCGCGUACCUCAAGGACACCUUCUUCGCCGAAGUCGUCGGGACCACGCGGCCGGAGAGCGUCGUCAGAGCCGCCGACAAGUACCUCACCGCUAAGACACAGCUGCGGGUGGCCGUCAGGCAGCUCGGGCAGGCGUUGGCGUGCCGUUACGAGAAGGAGGCUCAGGCCGACUUCGACACCCUGUUCAACAAGCCUUUCUUGAAGACGGCCUCCCCCAUGGAGAAGCAGGCGGCCGGCAUCUACACGAGGACGCUGUUCGACAGGUUUCAGGAGGAGUUUGUGGAGUCCCUGGGCUACCAUGUGGACAAGAUCGAGGACGGGAUCGUCAGCAAGUACUGCGUGACCAAGACCGUCGACGCCCGCGGCGCCUACAUGGUCAGCCACAACGCCUCCUCCAACAGGGCGACAUGCAGCUGCGGUAUGUUCGAGUUCUCCGGCAUCCUGUGCCGGCACGCCCUGCGGGUCUUCAUCAUCGUCGGCAUACGCACGCUGCCGAAGGAUUACAUCAUCAAGCGCUGGACGAGGAACGCGAAGAGCAACGUGGUUUCGGAGGAGUGCAGCGCCGGCGGGCUCUGGGGCGGCGGCGGCGGCGGGGCCGCCGGUGACGAUCCCUCGACCGCGAGGUACAACGACCUGUGCCGCGAGGCGAUGAAAUGCGCCAAGGAGGGGGCGUCCUCGACGGAGUUUUACAAGGUCGCCAAAGAGGCGCUGCAGAGGGCCUUCGCCGAGGUCAUCUCCGCAAAGCAGAAGAAGGAGCAGCAGACAUUACAGAACUUCAUCAAGUCGCAGAAAAACAGGAAGCAGGGAAAGCUGUCAUCUCAGAAGAGAGGUAUGGGUGCGAAGGGUGUGAAGAAGCGCGCGUCGAGGGCUGGGGCGGUGGAGAAGGAGAACAGCGACACCGACAAGAAGGAUUCGGUGGUAGCAGAGGCCGCAGGCUGA